CUGUUUUUUGCGUGUUGUAUGAAAUAAUUCUUCAUCCAACAGUGGUUUAGUCCAUCCCAAGACGUCAUAACGGAUGUGAAAAGCUAACACUAUAGUAUAUGACUAUACAUAUGUUCAGAAAUCAGCCACGCCAUUGCUUGGUCAGUCAAGCCUUAUCCAAGCCGACAAUGAGAGUGCUGCUUCUUCUAUCCCUGGUGGUGUGCUCAUGGAGUGCACCGCGGCAGCGGCCUCAACAAGUAACGCCAUCCCAAAUAGGUUGCCAAUAUGGAGGCAACUUUUACCCGGCCGGAUCCACCAUCAGUGAGGGUACAGACCAGUGCGGGUGUACGUACGGCACAUACUGUGACGAGGACUACGGUGUAAUCCAUGGGGACUGCUUCCAACACUGCUGUGUUUACGAGGGAAACGUCAUUGACCACGGUGACUCUUACACGGACAGCUCGGGAAGGCAGUGUCUGUGUGAAUUUGGACAGGCACUCUGUAUUGUUGUUCCGAAGCCAGGUUGCCAAUAUGGAGGCAGUUUUUACCCGCUCGGCUCUACCAUCAGUGAGGGUACGGACCAGUGCGGGUGUACCUACGGUACAUACUGUACACAGGACGGGCAUAUCGUAACUACAAACUGCUCGUGCAUCCUCUCCGGAUGAGUAAACAGAUGAAGAAGUUCCCUUCUCCAAUGUGUGCUCCACAACGUCUCAUGUUGGUGACAGAUCUGCCUAUCUACAUAUACAGAAUACUGGAGGCAAAAUCAAGCAAUAAAAUCACAACAAAGUAAUUAACUAUGAGAGUGACUGGCUGAAAUUGUUGUGUAUAAAGUUCCUGUACAACACUUUAGGCCACAGCAAGUAAAUUUUAUGGAUGGCAUCAUUCGCGGACUAUAAAACUAUUGCAAGAGGGC
This is a messenger RNA of Branchiostoma belcheri (Belcher's lancelet), 895 nucleotides long. RefSeq names its product SCO-spondin-like. The coding region runs from base 99 to 644 and encodes 181 amino acids. The transcript has 5 exons. Lineage: Eukaryota; Metazoa; Chordata; Leptocardii; Amphioxiformes; Branchiostomatidae. The record is from RefSeq and is a predicted model, not a curated record.